GGCUUGCCUAUAUUAAUUAUAUACUUUAUCUUGUGAACCAAGCCACGAGCAAGCCUCACAAGAUUUCUUUUGACCAAGAGAAAAGAAAAAAGCUUUAUCUUUCUUGUUUGUUUGUUUUGGGUUCAUCUUCACUAGGUUUACCUUUCUGGGUUUUCCUUGUAUGUUUCAUCAUUUCCAUGUAUAUUUGAUACUUCUUUUCUUCUGUUCUUUUUUUCUGGGUAAUUAGAAAGUAGAGUUUUAGUUGAAACUUGUGGCUUUUCUUUUUUGUUCUGAUUGUUUGUUUUCUUCAAUUGUGCAAAAGGAAACAACAGCGCAAUCAGGGAUAAGAUUUGGGUGGUUUUGGAUUGCUUUAGGAAUGGCAAAGAGUUACUUCAAGCAAGAGCAUGAUCUGGAGAAGAGGAGGGCAGAGGCUGCUAGGAUUAGGGAGAAAUACCCGGAUAGGAUCCCGGUGAUUGUGGAGAAAGAGGAGAGGAGCGAUAUCCCGAACAUCGACAAGAAGAAGUACCUUGUCCCAGCUGAGUUAACUGUCGGGCAAUUCGUAUAUGUCAUCCGUAAAAGGAUCAAACUGAGUGCUGAGAAAGCAAUAUUCAUAUUUGUGGAUAAUGUCCUCCCUCCAACUGGUGCCAUUAUGUCUGCCAUAUACGAAGAGAAGAAGGAUGAAGAUGGAUUUCUUUACGUUAGUUACAGCGGGGAGAACACAUUCGGUGAUCAGAUUUCUCAGUAGCCUUCGGUAAAUUCAUUCCUGAAGUUGCUUUUAUCUUUCCCUCAUUUCACCGUAACCAUGAAUUACCUCUCGCAUUACCAUUUUCGUUGUUGAGCCGUGAAUUUCGUUAUCACUAGUGUUAUAUUAAGACCUGGUGACAAUAUGGUGUACAGCCGAAUAUUGUAUAUAAAUUUAAGAAUUCCACUCAAUAAGUUCUUUUU
This is a messenger RNA of Hibiscus syriacus, 924 nucleotides long. Its product is annotated as autophagy-related protein 8f-like. The coding region runs from base 356 to 724 and encodes 122 amino acids. Lineage: Eukaryota; Viridiplantae; Streptophyta; Magnoliopsida; Malvales; Malvaceae. The record is from RefSeq and is a predicted model, not a curated record. The transcript is spliced from 6 exons. Gene Ontology annotation, biological process: cellular response to nitrogen starvation.